This is a messenger RNA of Acaulospora morrowiae, 614 nucleotides long. Lineage: Eukaryota; Fungi; Glomeromycota; Glomeromycetes; Diversisporales; Acaulosporaceae. The record is from the annotation of a GenBank genome assembly.
GUGAAUCGAUGGUUAGUAGCGGGUUAUUGGGAAAAUUAAUAGAUUCCAUGGUCAACAAAAAUGAGGAUUACUCAUACGUUCUCGUGAACUACAUGUCCUUACUAGCGAGAUUGAUUCUUAUCGAUCCCGAAUUUAUCAUAAAUUUUAUAACUAUUGCUGGUCAGCAACAAGGUCCGAUGUAUAAUGACAAACACCUACUAAAUGUAAUACUAGAGAUAUGGUUGGACAAGUUUGACAAUAUUGGCCAUCCAAAGCAGAGAAAGUUGAACGCGAUGGCUUUCGCCACAUUAAUUUCCACGACAAAUCCAAUAAUUUUGGGAUACUUGGCAAUGUUUGUUGCAAUUUGGGGAGAUGUGUUGAGUGAAGUCAAGGAAUCGGGCGGUGGAGACGCAUUGGUCUAUUGGCAAGAAGAAAUUUCCACUGAGGUGGGAACGGAUGGCGUUGACGAUACACCAGAGACUAAGAGAAAAAGAGCGCUAUUACAGAGAGAUCCCAUACACACCACGAAUCUGACUCAAUUCAUUCGACUGAAGCUUGGAGAGUGCGAAACCCUCAACGGUGGAGCUCAAAUAUUUAACCAAGUAGACAGAACCGAUUUCAUUUUUGAAGAUUAG